This is a messenger RNA of Globicephala melas (long-finned pilot whale), 8882 nucleotides long. It is a transcript of the gene ENTPD4, whose product is annotated as ectonucleoside triphosphate diphosphohydrolase 4. The record is from RefSeq and is a predicted model, not a curated record. Gene Ontology annotation, molecular function: UDP phosphatase activity; GDP phosphatase activity. Lineage: Eukaryota; Metazoa; Chordata; Mammalia; Artiodactyla; Delphinidae. Gene Ontology annotation, cellular component: Golgi apparatus. Gene Ontology annotation, biological process: UDP catabolic process.
UCCCGGUGACGCGACACGGGUGGCUACGGGGUGGUGUUUUGGCGGUACGGCUGCGGGAAAGGAGCGGAGCUGCCGGGAAGCUGCUGCCGGGAAGCCGCGACUGCAUUGCCGGCGCCGCCUCGCCGCGGUGGCCGUGAUGCGCUCCGCUCGCGGGUCCCCGCUCCCGGGAACCCCGACCGCCGAGUCGGACGCUGCCGAGCAGACUGGAAUUCCUGUGCCAUGAAGAGUUUUGAAGACAGGCUUUCUUGAUAUACCCAGAAGAGGAUUGGAUGCCGGAAACUGGAGAUAUCAGUCAAAGGUAGCUUGUUAAAGACAGUUCUGUUGUUUCUUCUGAUGAUAAAAUUAAUAUAUGCCCUUUAAGCAACCUAGGCAAGCCUAGGGAAGAGAAUAGAGAUGAUCCAUUAUCUCACUACUCAGAAAUAACUAACCACUGUUAACAUUUUGGUUUUUCUCCUUCCAUUUUCUCCUCUCUAUGCAUGAUGUUAGGUUUUUCACUUAACCUAUCAUGAGUAUCUUUCCAUGUCAAUAAAUGUAGAUCUGUGUCAGCACCUCUAACAGUCACAUUGUAGUCCAUUGCAUACAUGGACCAUGUUUAAUUUAACCCGCCCCCCUGUAAGGCACAUUAGUUUAGAACAGUGUUUUGCUAUUAUACAUAAUACUGUGAUGAACAUCUUUAAUCCCCUACCCCUCACUUGCCCCUCCCUCCUUUCCUCUCCCCACUGGUAGCCACUUAGUUUGUUCUCUGUAUCUGUGAGUCUGGAGAAACUGAAUUUUUAAUUUAAAUUACUUUAGCCACAUGUGGCAAUGGCUACUGUAUGGAAUAGCGCAAGACUAGAUCAAGAAGGACCUCCUUUACCAUCCUAAGGAGUUAGGACUUUUUCCUGAGUGAGAGAGAAAAAUGGGGAGGUGGGGAGGUGUCAUGAUUACUGUUUGUUUUGGAAAGAUUACCCUAGUGUAUAAGUUUGUAACCCUUUUCGGUCCCAGAACUCUGAAACUUGACUCUUUGCCAGGCCCUUUCCUAGGGGCUGCCACGCCGGGAAUGCAGCCAAGCAGACCUAAAUCUGGCCCCUUGUGGGGCUGGCAUUCUGGAGGAGGAGAUACAUGAGCAAGAGAAAUGCAAACACACACACACACACACACACACACACACACACACACACACAGAGUGUGUUAGAGGACAGGAUAGGAGUAUGGAUUCACAUGCUUGAAUCCCAGCUCUUUUAUUUAUAUUCACCUUUUAUUAGCUGUGUGACCUCAGGCACAUUACUCAGCCUCCCUGCUUCAUCUGUAAAAUAUUAUGCAAAUAGUACCUACCUUGGUGGUCGAUAGGAGGAAUAGAUUAGUAUUUGCAAAGCAUUUCAGCAGGGCCUGGCACAUAAUAAGCACUAUAUAAGAAGUUCAUAAAGGGACUUCUCUGGUGGUCCAGCGGUUAAGACUCCGAGCUUCCACUGCAGAGGGCAUGGGUUCGAUCCCUGGUUGGGGAACCGGGAACCUGCAUGCAUGUGGUGUGGCAAAAAAAAAAAAAAAAAAAAAAAGUUAAUAAAUACGUGAAUGCUAAGGAGGAGAAAUAACCCAGGGAAGGGAGCUGGAUGGAGGGGAGAGCCUGCAGUUAUAGACUGGGUGGCCAGGGCGUGCCUUCCUGAGAAGGUGACAUUGAGUAAAGAUCUGAAGGGAGUGAAAAAAUAAGCCAUAUGGAUUAUUUCCAAGCAGAGGGAGCAGCACAUUCAGAGGCUCUGAGACCAGACAGUGCCUGGCGUGUGUGAAGACAGUGUGGACACCAGUGUGGCUGGAGUGAAGUGAGAAAGGGAGAGGGACGGUGAGGUCAGAGCAGUAACAGAUGUCCGGAUCCCGUAGGACGGGGAGUCAGGGUACAGCCUUUGACCUUUAUUUACUUGCAAGGGGAGCCGUUGGAGGAUUUCCAGCACAAGAUUAACAGGAUCCUGGACCCGAGCAGGGAUGGGGUGGAUGUCAGUUUCUGUUGAAGAAUCUGCCUGAAGCUAUGGGGUGAGGAACUGGAGAGCCUCUGGGUUGAGACUGCAGGGGGGAGACUGACAAGUUAGGCUGCUGUCCUGAUAGGCCACGUAAGAGUAAGAGAUUGCUAAGAAAAGGGACAGGCUUUAGAGGAACGGAGGUUAGAGAAAUGGAAGGACUCCGUAAGAAGUCGGCUCGGGAGGAUGAGGAGGAGGGAGGGGUCAGGCACGACUCCCUAGUUUCUGCUUGAGCAGUCGGUGGGGUUGAGACUGAGAGGAGGAGCGUGGGAGGAGAGGAUGAGGGCUACAGUGGAAGGGUUCAGCUUUAGAAAUGUUUCUCAUGGGCCCGUGCGAUGUUCAGAUGGGGGUGUUGGUAGGUGCUUGAAGAUACGUAUCUGUAGCUCAGAGGAGAAGCCUGGGGUGGAGAAAGAAAGUUCUGAGCUGUCGGAUCAUUGAAGCAGUAAGUGAAGUUGACCAGGAACAGAGAUUAGAGUUAGAAGAGAUUGGAGCCAAGACAGAGAACCUGGGGAACAGCAGACAGGAUGUGCAGAAACGCCGAGACGUGGAGGGUCCUGAGAAGGAAUCAUUCAAGAGCUAAGAAGCAGACUAGCGGAGACAGCUGUCGUGAGAGGCCUGGAAGAGGUACAUCGGUGCCACAAGACCAAGAAGGAGACCCAGGAUCACGCGUCCUUCGGAUCCGGCAGGUUGGAAGGAGGCCCCGGCCUCCUGUUCUCCUGUGAUUUGAGGUCUGGGAGCUGAAGGAGUGGCAGCCAUGGUGAAGGUGACAGAGCUCCCUCGGAACAUGGUGCCUUGCAUGGUACUUUGUACAUAAAAGAGCGAUCUAGUAGGUAUUUAUCAGCUGAAUGGAGAGUUCAGACUCCCAUUCGGUUAUUCAUUCUGCCUGCCUCCUACUCCCACCCCUAAUCUUCCUUAACAUUCAGCACCAUAAGGUGGUUAAGACCUGUUCGGUGACCUGUAUUUUGGCAUCACUGAUUCGCAUUUAGGUAAAAAUGCCAGACUGUUAUUAUCUCUUUUGAUUUAGGCCUAUGUCUCUGAUAGCAUGAAAUUAACUUCGAAGUGUGUUGCUCAAAAUAAACCGAGCUAAGAGCUCCGCUGCAAUGAUCACAGACCAGAUUACGUGUGCUUGGGCUUAAGCAGGCACUUGAUAAAGAACAUAGCGUCUCCUUGGCUUGUGCUGUCUUUGUGACUUUUGUCGCUUCCUGGAACAGGAGGGCUCUCGCACCAGGAGGCCUUCUGUAAUGGUGUGUGAGGACUGACUCCCAGGGCCUCGCCUGACCUCUGACCUGCCAGCAUGGGGAGGAUCGGCAUCUCCUGUCUUCUUCCGGCUUCCUGGCAUUUCAGCAUCUCUCCAGUGGGGUGUCCCCGAAUUCUGAACACCAACUUACGCCAGAUUCUCGUCAUUAGCGUUCUGGCUGCUGCUGUCUCACUUUUAUACUUUUCCGUUGUCAUAAUCCGAAAUAAGUAUGGGCGGCUCUCCAGAGAUAAGAAGUUUCAAAGGUACUUGGCACGAGUUACUGACAUUGAAGCUACAGACACCAAUAACCCCAAUGUGAACUACGGUAUCGUGGUGGACUGUGGGAGCAGCGGGUCUCGGAUAUUUGUUUAUUGCUGGCCAAGGCAUAACGGCAAUCCUCAUGAUCUGUUGGAUAUCAGGCAAAUGCGGGAUAAAAACCGAAAGCCUGUGGUUAUGAAAAUAAAACCCGGCAUUUCAGAGUUCGCUACCUCUCCAGAGAAAGUCAGUGAUUACAUUUCUCCGCUCUUGAACUUCGCUGCAGAGCAUGUACCACGGGCAAAACACAAAGAGACCCCUCUCUACAUUCUCUGCACAGCUGGAAUGAGAAUCCUCCCUGAAAGUCAACAGAAAGCCAUUCUAGAAGACCUUCUGACCGACAUCCCUGUGCACUUCGACUUUCUGUUUUCUGACUCUCAUGCAGAAGUAAUUUCAGGGAAACAAGAAGGUGUGUAUGCUUGGAUUGGCAUUAAUUUUGUCCUUGGACGAUUCGAGCAUAUUGAAGAUGAUGAUGAGGCAGUUGUGGAAGUUAACAUCCCUGGUAGCGAAAGCAGCAAAGCCAUUCUCCGUAAAAGAACAGCCGGUAUUCUCGACAUGGGAGGCGUCUCAACCCAGAUAGCAUACGAAGUCCCCAAAACUGAAGAAGUAGCUAAGAACUUACUGGCCGAAUUUAACUUGGGAUGUGACGUUCACCAAACUGAGCACGUGUACCGCGUCUACGUGGCCACGUUUCUUGGGUUUGGUGGCAAUGCUGCUCGACAGAGAUAUGAGGACAGAAUAUUUACCAGCACAGUUCAAAAGAACAGGCUCCUGGGGAAACAGACUGGGCUGACUCCUGAUACUCCGUACCUGGACCCCUGCCUACCCCUGGACAUUAAAGAUGAAAUCCAGCAGAAUGGACAGACACUGUACCUGCGGGGGACGGGAGCCUUUGACCUGUGCCGAGAGACCAUCCAGCCUUUCAUGAACAAAACAAACGAGACGCAGACCUCCCUCAAUGGGGUCUACCAGCCCCCGAUUCACUUCCAGAACAGUGAAUUCUACGGCUUUUCCGAAUUCUACUACUGCACUGAGGAUGUGCUACGGAUGGGGGGAGACUACAGCGCUGCCGCGUUUACGAGAGCUGCGAAGGAUUAUUGCGCAACGAAGUGGUCAAUCUUGCGGGAACGCUUUGACCGAGGACUGUAUGCCUCUCACGCCGACCUCCACAGGCUCAAGUAUCAGUGCUUCAAAUCCGCCUGGAUGUUUGAGGUGUUCCACAGGGGCUUCUCAUUUCCCGUCAACUACAAAAAUUUGAAGACAGCUUUGCAAGUGUACGACAAGGAGGUUCAGUGGACCCUCGGAGCAAUCCUCUACAGGACCCGCUUUUUACCCUUAAGAGAUAUCCAGCAGGAGACCUUCCGGGCCAGCCACGCGCACUGGCGGGGCUUCUCCUUUGUGUACAAUCACUACCUGUUCUCGGGCUGCUUCCUGGUGGUCCUGCUCGCCAUCCUCCUCUACCUGCUGCGGCUGCGGCGCAUUCACAGGCGGGCCCCGCGCAGUGGCUCGGCCGCCACCGUCUGGCUGGAGGACGGCCUUCCGUCCCAGAAGAUCGCCAGCACCUUAUGAACCGGAGUUCGAGCCCCAGAAAGACUCUAACGGAAAAGCCAUUUUCGCCUCAGGGUUUCUCCUCUUCAUUCUCAUUUGUUUUGUUUUUCCUUUCCCUUUUCGUUCCUUGAAACAAAACCAAAACCCACUGUUCCUAAACUCUGCUGUCCUAGAAGCAUUGCAUUUAGCCGUUCUGUGUCCAGCUUUAAGUUGCGGAAUAGGGAAAAGGGAACAUCACUUCAUUUUUGCUGCAUAGGAUACCUGCCAAAAAUUACUAAGAUUUUUGGUUGUUCUCUAAGGUAUAUUUGAUUUUAAACAGAUGCACUUUAAUAUUGGAGGGAAACGGCAGGCUUUUCUCUGUCAGGGGAGGUGGGACCGAGGGGUGACGCUUUCACAGAAGCAGAACACAUACCGACUGGACUGAUCAUCCCCUUUUUCUCUCUGUCUUGAAAGCGCUAACCUAAAGAGGGAGAUGUUUAGUUUUAUUUAUUGUUCAGGGCUGUUGCUGUGUGUUUUCUUUGCAGGUUAAAAAAAUCAGAACUGUUUCUAUCCAAAAUAGAGAGGUAUAGGCACCAAGAGGUAACAGUUUUUAAAAUUGAUAGUGAAGAGACCUGAAAAAUGUGAAAUGAUAACCAGAGCGCUGUGUGUGUGUGAGGGUGAGAGUGUGUGUGUGUGUGAGGGUGAGGGUGGUGUGUGUGAGAGUGAGAGUGUGUGCGCGUGUCUGUGUAUGAAACCCACUGAUGGGAGAGAGUGAGGGAGUGCAGUGCUCUCACUUUUAAAAGCACACGCUUCAGAAUGCACUGUUUCAUUUCAUUUAGAAGAAUCAUUCCCCGUUACUGUUACUUCUUCUGACCACAGGUAGUUACUUUCUUCAUGCCAUCUUUCAGCGGCCUUAGAACACUACGUUUCUGAGUUGGAAAAUUCAUAGUUCACUGGUUUCGGUGGUGUUAGAACUGGAGCUGGUGCUUGUCAACAGGCACAUCCUUAUUUCUCAGUAGCUCGUUUGUGCUUGUUUAAUUGUGCUCCGGUUUCUUCCAUCUUCAAGUCGUUAUCCCCCUGCCCUCGUAGUUCAGAGACCUAGCUUACUGUCGCAGUUGAGGCUGUGCUGGCAGGGCCACUGUAAAUCCAAAUGAAGAGAAGAACUGAACACGAGAAAUCAACUCACAUUCUGAAGAAAACACGUUUGACAUUUUAAACAAAAACCUAAAAAGGACAACUGGAUUGGCGUGUAUGAGAUUAGUGGGUUUUCACCUAUUCGUUUAGUUUAGAAGCUUUGGGAAUUCUCAUACAUAGUUUUUUAGGCGAUGUUCUGUGUGUGUGUGUGUGUGUGUGUGCGCGCGCGCGCACGCACAAGCUAUUUCUUAACUCCAGAACAGCUAGAUUCGUCUAGUUGGUAACAAAUGUAUAUUUCGAGAAUCAUCAACUGCUUUUUUAAAAAAUCAAUGAUGAGAGAAAGAAUUCAGGUACUGAAGCCCUUAUUUAAUUCAGAAAAAAUUUUUAGAUUUUCAUCUCGUCCAUUAAUUACUUAAAAAUGUGGCAUACAAGUAUAUUGAUGACUUAAAAGAUUACAGAUUUAUGAAAGAAAAGCAAAUCCUGUGAUUCUGCUCUUCAAAGUGAAUAUUCUAACAACGGACAAAUUAUUGGUAGAAAGUUUGCCUCUCAAAUAUAAAGAAGGUUAGGGGAGCUGUAUGGUGGUAUAGCAUCUGAUGUGUAGAGAGACUUGUUUCAGAGAGGGUGGAGACAGAUGUCUUUCGAAAAAUCCAGCUUCUGAAAUGCUGGUCUCCAGCUAUUUAAAUGCUUGGUCCCUGGUAAACACUGUUCGUUUUCAAGACGCAGCCACACUCGGGCUGUGUCAUGGGUACCCCAGGGGCAUAGUGAACUGGUGUGCUUCUCCUUGACUUCUUAAAGGAGGCUUGCCCUGCGGACUGUGGGUGGCAUUAGUGGUAAAGAAGUAAGUUUCCAUGUUAGCUUUUCUGCCGUCAGCUAUUUGGAGUAGUAAGGCCCUGACCUGCAGAAUGCCUAGAAUAGGUGAUUUGGCCUUUCAAAUCAAGGCAAGGGUAAGCUAGCAUAGGCAUAGAUCUAAAUAGGCCUAAAUUAAGACCUCCUACGAUAAAUAGCCACUUUUUAAAUAAAGGAUGCUAACCUGGUCCAGCUCUGUACCAUUUGGGGAGUGUAGUAGAGACCAGCAUGGAGGAUCCAAGCCUGAGCAUCCAACUGCAAGGACCUAACUCACUCUCCAAAAGAAGUCCCCAGAUUAGGGUUCCAAGGCCCAGCGGCCUUGUACUUUGCACAAUUCGGUGCCGUGUCCCGUGCCAAAGAACUCCCGGAGCAGGCCUGGCAAACUUGCCCACAGGGAAAAUCUAGGAGACCCUUGAGCUAAGAAUGGUUUUUCAAUUUUGAAAGGGUCAUUAAAGGAAAAAAAAGUGACGGAUACACAACAGAGACUGCACGUGUCCUGUAGAGCCUCAGAUAUUUACUAAGUGUCCCUUUACAGAAGACAUCUGCUGACCCUGCGUGGAGAGUCCCGUUCAAGACCAGAUAUACAGCCGCGUCCUCUUCAUUCAGGAAGGUAGUUACCACCCGUGAGCACAAAAAGAGGGGCAAGAGAAGUGACCAAACUUCAAUCUCAAAAUAGUUGUUUAUGCACCAGAAUUUCACUUACCUUUUCCUCUAGAUUCUUUUCAAGAUCGGUUUUCUAAUAAACCAAGUAGCAUACUCCUCCUUCCCCCCGCCCAAAUUUAAAACGUGCUGUUCAGGAGGGCUCACAGUGUUGUGUUGAGAUGUCUGCAGUCAUGAGAAGGGCUCAGUAGCUUCUCUCCACCCAGCACCAGGGAGGAGAAGACGGCCGGGAAGUUUCUCUCAGCGAUGCAGGCGCAGGCAGGGGUGAGAGGCAAGCACCGGAGGGGCUUAACUCAGGAAGCAAAGAAUAUCAAUUAAGGGCUGGCCAAGAAGGCCGUAAACUCUGAGCACUUUUAGCAACAGAAAGCAAGAGAAAUUGGACUGGUGGGAACUUGCUAAAAGCCUCUCAAAGAGCAAUGUUCUGUGUUAACUCUUGGUGGAAAGACUCCUCCAGUAAACACUUCUGUUCCAUCGUCAUAUCUGUGCUGCUCCUUUCUGAACCUCCAGAGGAUGGUCUCGAAGAUUUUACAAUCCAUUUCAAAGUACAGACUGAUUUGUACCUGUGGUUUCUGCCCAUUUUCACCCUAAACUGCUGGCUUUCUGCAGCACUCCCCACCUCGGGGGCUGGGGAGACGCUUGCUCUCCCAUCAUCACAGCUGUGCACCCAGGAGGGCAAGCGCUAGAUUACCCAGUGUUUAAAUUUGAAACUCAGGCCUACAUAGAAUACUUUUCCUUCUGAGAAGCAUGCACCACUUAGCAAGAAACUCCAACAGGCAAAUGUGUUUUCCAAGCUUUUAAGAAAAAUCAGCUUUAGAAUUUUGUGUGGUAACGUGCAAUGCAGCAAAACUACCUAUGAGUAAAUUAUUUAUUUAUUUCUAUUUCAGGGUUUUGUUUUUUUAUGAUUUUUAUUGAUCUUCCCCUUCCGUAAUGAAUGAUGUGACCAACCAAGGCGAGUUCUUUGUUCUGUUACUAAGAUGAUAUUUUACGUUUAGGAAUUAUACAGACUAAGGGAGCAUCUUUAAAUGUUUUUUAUUUAAGUGAUGUUUUCCAUUCAAAGAAUAAUUAUCUUCGGGAGAUGGUUGUGGUGUCUAUCACUUUCUAUAUUUGGCAACCUCACGUGGCCACACUCCACACGGAUGAGUGUCGAGAAUAAAAAGUUCAUUCGAUGGCCCGCA